This is a messenger RNA of Gavia stellata (red-throated loon), 3724 nucleotides long. It is a transcript of the gene MTMR6, whose product is annotated as myotubularin related protein 6. Gene Ontology annotation, biological process: dephosphorylation. The transcript has 14 exons. The record is from RefSeq and is a predicted model, not a curated record. Gene Ontology annotation, molecular function: phosphatidylinositol-3,5-bisphosphate phosphatase activity. Gene Ontology annotation, cellular component: nuclear envelope. The coding region runs from base 4 to 1872 and encodes 622 amino acids. NCBI's taxonomy places the organism in Eukaryota, Metazoa, Chordata, Aves, Gaviiformes, Gaviidae.
GCUAUGGAGCACAUCCGCACCACUAAGGUAGAGCAAGUGAAGUUACUAGAUAGAUUCAGCACAAGCAAUAAGUCACUGACGGGAACUCUAUACCUUACAGCAACUCAUCUGUUAUUCAUAGAUUCAAGCCAGAGAGAGACGUGGAUACUACAUCAUCACAUAGCUGCAGUGGAAAAACUUCCCUUGACUACUUCUGGCUGCCCCCUUGUCAUCCAGUGCAAGAACUUCAGGAUAGUUCACUUUGUCGUUCCCAGAGAGAGAGAUUGUCAUGACAUCUAUAACUCUUUGCUUCAGCUGUCAAGAACAGCAAAAUAUGAAGAACUGUACGCCUUCUCCUAUAAUCCAAAACAAAACGAAUCUGAGCAAGUCAAAGGUUGGCAGCUUAUUGAUCUAGCGGAAGAAUAUCAGAGAAUGGGAGUGCCAAAUGCUAACUGGCAGUUGUCUGAUGCAAAUCGUGAUUAUAAGAUUUGUGAAACCUAUCCUAGAGAACUUUAUGUUCCCAGAACGGCAAGCAAGCCCAUAAUUGUUGGUAGCUCCAAGUUCAGAAGCAAAGGAAGAUUCCCAGUGUUGUCGUAUUAUCAUAAAGAUAAAGAGGCUGCAAUUUGCAGAUGCAGUCAACCUCUCUCAGGUUUCAGUGCCAGGUGCCUGGAAGAUGAACACAUGUUGCAAGCAAUCAGUAAAGCAAAUCCUUCAAAUCGCUAUAUGUAUGUCAUGGACACCAGGCCGAAGCUUAAUGCAAUGGCAAACAGAGCUGCUGGGAAGGGCUAUGAAAAUGAAGACAACUACUCUAACAUUAGGUUCCAGUUUGUUGGCAUUGAAAAUAUUCAUGUAAUGAGAUCCAGCUUACAAAAACUUCUGGAAGUCAGUGGCACAAAGGGUUUGUCUGUCAAUGACUUUUUGUCUGGUUUGGAGAAUUCUGGAUGGCUGCGUCACAUCAAAGCUGUGUUGGAUGCCGCUGUCUUCCUAGUCAAGGCAAUAGCGGUUGAGAGCGCGAGUGUAUUAGUGCACUGCUCAGAUGGCUGGGAUAGGACUUCCCAAGUUUGUUCUCUUGGAGCUCUUUUACUAGAUUCCUAUUACAGAACAAUCAAAGGAUUCAUGGUCUUGAUAGAGAAAGACUGGAUCUCUUUUGGGCACAAGUUUUCUGACAGGUGUUGUCAGUUGGAUGGUGAUCCAAAAGAGAUCUCACCAGUGUUCACCCAGUUUUUAGAAAGUGUGUGGAAUCUGACUGAGCAGUUUCCACAAGCCUUUGAGUACAAUGAAGCUUUCCUCCUUCAGAUCCAUGAACAUGUCCAUUCAUGCCAGUUUGGUAACUUCCUUGGAAACUGCCAAAAAGAGCGAGAAGAACUAAAAUUAAAAGAGAAGACAUAUUCCUUGUGGCCGUUCCUUCUGAAUGAGCAAAAGAAAUAUCAGAAUCCUCUGUAUAAUCCAGACUUUUCUCCAGAACUAACUCUUUUGGAGCCUAAUACAGUAUCAUUCAAUUUUAAGUUUUGGAGAAAUAUGUACCAUCAGUUUGAUCGCAGUAUGCAUCCCAGGCAAUCUGUGUUCAAUCUUAUAAUGAACAUGAGUGAACAAAAUAAACAACUGGAAGAAGACAUUAAAGAACUGGAAGCUAAAAUAAAGCGGAGAAAUGGGCAGUCAGAUGCAGUCCUUGUGAAGGAACAUCAGCAGUCUGCUCACCCUGCACCCAUGGCACCGAAGACCCCUCCGUGCUUCAAGAAGGAGCAGCCACUGAUCCCUGUGAAGGAGGCUGUAAGAACUGUAGAGGGCAGCAACACAGCAGACAAUCGCUACAGUGAAUUUGUGGCAGAGUUCUCGAAAGCCGAGCCUGCUGUUGUCAGCUUGGAGUACGGAGUAGCCAGGAUGACCUGCUAAUUAAAAUCCGGCACUGUGCUCCUCUUCUAGACUGAUUGAAUUAAGAGAUGGAUUAUUUUGAGGAUGGGUCCGUGCUGCAUGACCAAAACACGAUUUGUAUAUCGGCAAGUUUUGUUAACGUAGACUAGAACAGCAUGCUAGUUGUCAAGUGUUUGCUGUUCUUUUAAGAAAAAAAAGUGUAGUUGUGUUUUAAAAGAAAUAGGGGCAUUUGGUAAGUAGUGACUAAAAAUCAAGGAUUGGUGUGUCUUUGGACUUAGGACAGUUUGCACUAAAUUGAUUAAAACAGUAAUAUUACUUUAUUCAGUACAGGAAAACACAGGUGAUCUUUCACAGAUUGAUUUUAUUGGGCAAGAAAACUUGAACUUUCUAUUUUAGGAACUGAAGCUACAUGUAUAUAUUGCAUAGGAUAUGAAUAUGUAUACUCUUGUUUAAUGUCACCCAGUACUAACUUUCAGUGUGUUAAGUGCCAUGGAAAAGUACGAUAUAUUUCAAAUCAUAAAUAGUUGGCCUUAAACCUGUCAGAUCAAUGAUAUUGUUGUCUUUUACUAUUGCAGUCUACCUGGCUCUGUUUACAUUGCAUUUGCUCAAAUUGUUAUUUCCUUAAAACAGGACUGAAUUUAAGGAAUGAAGCAUGCCUAAGCUGGCACAGCCUUUCAGCAAAUAGCUAUAUGAAUGUUAACUUAUCACUGAAGACUGUUCUUUCUUCCAGUUCCUCUGUUGUUUAAAAUGUAAUAAUUGGCCAGACUUUGUUCUCUGGCAGCUCGGUAGACUGAGUAUCACUGAAGCUACACGUUGCGUCUGACCUUAAGUGUUUUGAAUUGUGGCAAGGUAUUUAAAUGUAGAAUAAAAAGAGGAAAACAUGUAAGAAAACAAAACUUAGCCAAUAACUGAAUUGUCAAGUUCAUUCAGAUUGUUUAUUAUGUGCUGUGCAGUUGUUGAAGUUACAAGAAUGGAAGCAGAAGUUUUGGAAGUGUAGUCUAUUGACACGGUUCCCAAGUACAAAAAAGUCAUUCAUUUAUGUCUGAAGCUCAUGAGGAACUGAGUGCCUCCUAAAUCUUUCAUUAGAAGAAAAUUUUACUUUUUAGUGAAACCCCCUUCUCAUCUUGGGGGGGAGGAGGGCGGGAAAACACAACAAAAAAGACCAACCCAAAAAAACUUGUCUCAACCUGUGCAUAUUUUAAAAAUUUCCAGAUUGUACUGAAAUUACUUAUGUAAUUGGAGAGAGGACAAAAACAUCUUCUAGCAGGAUGCAGUAGAGAUCAUGGGACAAGAAAAAAAGGGGUAAACUUCCAGUUUAUAAGCUUAAUUAUGUAUUUGUAACCUUCUAGUAAGGGAGAAGGUUUUUGCUGAAGUUUGUCUCAUGAUGGAUUUUCUGAGCAGAUAACAGAAUCGGGAAGGAAAAAUGCUGGUGCCCAGUUCUUAAAUAGAGGUAUAAAUUUGUGUAUUAAGAUCUGUAGGUAUGAAGUUAGAUUAAUGCUACUGACCUUUUAUCUCUGGAUUUAAAUAAUUCUUGGUUACAAGUGAAAAGAAUUUAUUCUCAUCCCAAUCCCUAAAGUCUGUUUUGGUAAAAUUACUCAUGUGCCACACAUGAUUUGAGAUAAUUGGCAGCAUUUCCCUCUGCACCAUAUUGGAACCAGGACUCUCUUUAAGAAGGCCAGUAUAGGUCAUGAUCAGUUGCACUUGUGAAGCUGUCUGGGAGAAAUUAACUGUGACUCCUGUAUUUGAGUGUUAGUUUACCUGUUCCACUAAUUUGUUUUUUUAAAAGCCUAUAAGUGUAAAUAAAGGUUUGUAAGUAUUUUUACUCCCGAAGAUAUGGGCAUAGUGUCAUCUUUAAAUUGCAUUAUCCAGUCAU